AUGGUUGAGUUCGUGAAUCACUACACGGUUCUGGGGUUACCUCCUAAUGGCGAAGACGAUGAUGGUGUGAAGAUCAACACGGAGCAGAUUCGAAAAGCUUAUUUGUGUAAGGCAUUGAAACUACAUCCUGAUAAAAACCGAGAUGAUCUUAAUAAUGCUCACGAGAGAUUUCGUAAGCUCAAGACUUCUUAUGAUAUUCUCAUCGAUCCAAAAUCUAAAGAGAUUUUUGAUAAUCUUCUCAGGGAAAAUAAGUUCGAGAGACAAAAUUCUUGGAAAGAUGAUCCCGACGUUUGGAACAAUAUUCCGGAAUAUGACAAGGAAUAA
Molecule: messenger RNA, 324 nt
Organism: Arabis nemorensis
Lineage: Eukaryota; Viridiplantae; Streptophyta; Magnoliopsida; Brassicales; Brassicaceae
Source: the annotation of a GenBank genome assembly